AUGAGGAUGUGUGACAGAGGUAUCCAGAUGUUGAUCACCACUGUGGGAGCCUUCGCAGCUUUUAGUUUAAUGACCAUUGCAGUGGGCACGGACUACUGGUUAUAUUCCAGAGGUGUGUGCAGGACUAAAUCUACAAGUGAUAAUGAAACCAGCAGGAAGAAUGAAGAAGUAAUGACCCAUUCGGGGCUGUGGAGGACCUGCUGCCUAGAAGGGGCUUUCCGAGGAGUAUGCAAGAAAAUCGAUCACUUCCCUGAAGACGCUGACUAUGAACAGGACACAGCUGAGUAUCUCCUGCGGGCCGUGAGGGCCUCCAGUAUCUUCCCCAUCCUCAGCGUCACGCUGCUCUUCUUCGGUGGGCUCUGCGUGGCAGCCAGCGAGUUCCACCGCAGCAGACACAACGUCAUCCUCAGCGCGGGCAUCUUUUUUGUCUCUGCAGGGUUAAGCAACAUCAUCGGCAUCAUAGUUUAUAUAUCAGCCAAUGCCGGAGACCCCGGGCAGCGAGACUCCAAAAAAAGCUACUCCUAUGGCUGGUCCUUUUAUUUCGGAGCCUUCUCUUUCAUCAUCGCGGAAAUUGUGGGUGUCGUCGCCGUGCACAUCUAUAUAGAAAAACAUCAGCAGCUACGUGCCAAAUCCCACUCGGAGCUCCUGAAGAAAUCUACUUUUGCCCGCCUUCCACCCUACAGGUAUAGAUUCCGGAGGCGGUCAAGUUCUCGCUCCACGGAGCCCAGAUCCCGAGACCUGUCCCCCAUCAGCAAAGGCUUCCACACCAUCCCUUCCACUGACAUCUCAAUGUUCACCCUCUCCCGGGACCCCUCAAAGAUCACCAUGGGGACCCUCCUCAACUCCGACCGGGACCACGCUUUUCUACAGUUCCAUAAUUCCACGCCCAAAGAAUUCAAAGAUUCGCUGCAUAAUAAUCCGGCCAACAGGCGCACCACGCCGGUCUGA
Equus quagga is the source of this 948-nucleotide messenger RNA. RefSeq names its product calcium voltage-gated channel auxiliary subunit gamma 3 (gene CACNG3). NCBI's taxonomy places the organism in Eukaryota, Metazoa, Chordata, Mammalia, Perissodactyla, Equidae. Gene Ontology annotation, molecular function: channel regulator activity; voltage-gated calcium channel activity. Gene Ontology annotation, cellular component: AMPA glutamate receptor complex; postsynaptic density membrane. The transcript has 4 exons. The record is from RefSeq and is a predicted model, not a curated record. Gene Ontology annotation, biological process: postsynaptic neurotransmitter receptor diffusion trapping; neurotransmitter receptor transport, postsynaptic endosome to lysosome; regulation of AMPA receptor activity. The coding region runs from base 1 to 948 and encodes 315 amino acids.